Marmota flaviventris (yellow-bellied marmot) is the source of this 723-nucleotide messenger RNA. Its product is annotated as LITAF domain-containing protein-like. Lineage: Eukaryota; Metazoa; Chordata; Mammalia; Rodentia; Sciuridae. Gene Ontology annotation, cellular component: cytoplasmic side of lysosomal membrane; cytoplasmic side of late endosome membrane; nucleus. Gene Ontology annotation, molecular function: zinc ion binding. The record is from RefSeq and is a predicted model, not a curated record. Gene Ontology annotation, biological process: regulation of cytokine production.
CCCAAGUCCCCAGAGCUGGACAGCACAAGAGUCAGGUGGCCUGGUGAGGUGAACCCCACGUGCACACGUGUUCCCAUGCCUAAAGAAGUUUCUAAACCAGAGGACGGGGACGUCCUGGUCACGGGUCCCUCGGAGAAGAGCUAGGAAGCUGGGCCAAGGCAGUCUCUGGCCUCAUGAAGACAUCACAAUAGUGGUCAGUCACCCAGCCAGGCAGCUGGGACGGCCGUUGCUUCUCUCCUCCUUGUCUCUGGCCACCAAGCCUCACCAUGAGCACUGCUCAGGAUGAGGACCAGGAGAAUGAGGACACGGAGCCCCAGGUCACCAGGACACCACUGCUGAAACAGAGGAACAAGAAGGAGCCAAAAUGGAGCCAACCUCAGGGGCCACCGCCUCCUUACAACCCUCCUGCAGGAGGCUCCCGCCCUCAGCAGCCCACAGGAAUAUACACCAACCUGCCCAGGAUCUCGACCUCCUUGCCAAUGCGCACCACAUGUCCGUACUGUGGCAACCAAAUCGUCACGGAGAUUACCCCUGUCAAUGGAGUCCUCAACUGGCUAAUGUGCUUAGGCCUCUGUUUGUGUGGGUGCUGCCUGGGCUGCUGCCUCAUGCCCUUCUGGAUGCCCAGCCUGAAGGAUGUGACCCACUCGUGCCCCGUGUGCAAGCACCAUCUCUACCACUACAGACGCGUGUGACCCCUGCCCUGGAAAUAAACCUGCUGCCGCU